Messenger RNA from Haemorhous mexicanus (house finch), 549 nucleotides. Its product is annotated as serine/threonine-protein kinase pim-1-like. Gene Ontology annotation, biological process: protein autophosphorylation. The record is from RefSeq and is a predicted model, not a curated record. Gene Ontology annotation, cellular component: cytoplasm. Lineage: Eukaryota; Metazoa; Chordata; Aves; Passeriformes; Fringillidae. The coding region runs from base 1 to 549 and encodes 182 amino acids. The transcript is spliced from 5 exons. Gene Ontology annotation, molecular function: protein serine/threonine kinase activity; ATP binding.
AUGAGCUACACCCAGUUUGCCUUCCCCUGGAUUUCUCUGGAAAGCAAUGCUGGAGAGGUGGCCAUCAAAAGGGUGCCACGGGAGCGCGUCCGGCACUGGGGCGAGCUGCCCGACGGCACCAGCGCACCCCUGGAGAUCGUGCUGCUGGCCAAGGUGUCCACUGGCUUCCCUGGUGUGGUCCAGCUGCUGGAGUGGCUUGAGCUCCCCAACGACGUCUUGAUGGUGCUGGAGCGCCCGGAGCGGUGUCAGGACCUGCAGCAUUUCAUUCGGGCACGGGGCUUCCUGCCCGAGGAGGUGGCGCGGGAGCUGUUCCGCCAGGUGCUGGAGGCUGUGCGACACUGCACCAGCUGCGGGGUCCUGCACAGGGACAUCAAACCAGAGAACAUCCUGGUUGACCUGGCCACCGGGCACGCCAAAUUGAUUGACUUUGGCUGUGGAACACGGUCAUACAGCCCCCCGGAAUGGACCCACUUUGGCUGGUACUAUGGCAGGCCAGCUACCAUCUGGUCCCUGGGCAUCCUGCUGCACCAGAUGAGUGCCAAGAUCUGA